UGGCGAAGUAAAAGGUUACCAAAGGUACCUUGGCUGUGACCAUAACGAAGCCGCGCUGCAAUCCCCGCUGCCGCCAUUAGGGGGAACUCAAUCUCCCCUGUUGCAGAACGUGACGUUGGAGAUGGUUUGAAGACAAGUCACAGGGAAAGGAUUCUUAUUGGGAAUUUCUCCUUCUCCCACAUCCCGACGCUACUGUGUAUAGCGUGGAUGGGAGCACGAUCCAGGGCUCUGCAAUCCAGGGCUGGAAGUCACUGACAUGCCUGAUGGGGGUGUUGUAAGGAAGAACAGUAUGCUGCAGAUAGCAACAGCACUGAUCAGCUAAGGAGAACCCUGUGACAGCUAGCAGGCACCUUCCUAAACCUGCCGGAUCUCAGUACAAAGGGAUUUACUCAACGAUUACUCCUUCAUUCAUCUCAUCCCUGCACAUUUCUUCUUUUACCCUCAUCACAGCCACCAAAGGAUUCUGCCAACUACACAAAGGAUUUGAUCUGCAGCUCCCAAAUCCUCCACUCUUGCAUUGAUUUAGAUGUAUUUAUGCACCCUGUUUGCCUAUGUGGAUAUGCAAGGUAGAACAGAGAAGAGCAUAAUCCCACCAUGUCCAGUGCUUUAACCCAGCAGACUAAGGGAUCUGUGUCUUCAAGUCCAGGGAGAAUAAGAGUUGAAGAUGAGGCCUACAGAAGCCUGUUACGUCUUAAAAAUCAGCCUCUUGAUUCUUUUCUACAUGGGGUCCUAUGCCCAGAAACAUCCCAGUAUGGACAUUGCGGUUAUUCUGGUAGGCACCUCAGACGAGGUAGCCAUCAAAGAUGUCCACGAAAAAGAUGACUUCCACAAUUUGUCAGUGACACCAAGAGUGGCUUUGGUUACGAUGAAUGAGUCUGACCCGAAGAGUAUAAUCACUCGAAUUUGUGAUCUCAUGCAAGACAAAAAAGUGCAAGGCGUUGUGUUUGGUGAUGACACUGACCAGGAGGCUAUAGCUCAAAUUUUGGACUUCAUAUCUGCCCAGACACUCACCCCUAUUUUAGGAAUUCAUGGUGGAUCUUCAAUGAUUAUGGCCGAUAAGGAGGAAUCAUCUAUGUUCUUCCAAUUUGGACCUUCCAUCCAGCAACAGGCUUCUGUGAUGCUAAACAUUAUGGAGGAAUAUGACUGGUACAUUUUCUCCAUCGUCACAACAUACUUUCCAGGAUACCAAGAUUUUGAGAAUAAGGUGCGGAGCACCAUUGAAAACAGUUUUGUCGGAUGGGAGUUAGAAGAAGUUAUUCAUGUAGACAUGUCCUUAGACGACAAUGACUCUAAGAUACAAAACCAACUUAAAAAGCUUCAGAGUCCUGUCAUCUUGCUGUACUGCACAAAAGAAGAGGCCGCUUAUAUAUUUGAAGUAGCCCAUUCAGUGGGAUUGACGGGCUAUGGCUACACAUGGAUUGUACCCAGUCUGGUGGCUGGAGACACUGACACUGUGCCAGCUGAGUUCCCUACAGGGCUCAUCUCUGUGUCCUACGAUGAGUGGGAUUAUGACUUGCCUGCUCGAAUCAGAGAUGGAAUAGCUAUAAUCACAAGUGCAGCUUCUACAAUGCUGUCUGAGCACAAAUCCAUUCCACAGUCCAAGAGCAACUGCUACAAUAUCCAAGAGAGCAGGCAUGAUGAUGCUCACGUGUUAAAUAGGUACUUGAUGAAUGUAACAUUUGAGGGUCGAAACCUCUCAUUUAGCGAAGAUGGAUACCAGAUGCAUCCAAAAUUGGUCGUUAUUUUACUGAACCAGGAAAGGAAGUGGGAAAAGGUUGGAAAGUACAAGGACCGUAGUCUUCAAAUGAAAUAUUAUGUGUGGCCAGUAUUUGAACUGUACCCAGACUCCGAGGAACAUAAAGAUGAACAUCUGAGCAUAGUAACAUUAGAGGAAGCUCCUUUUGUUAUUGUUGAAGAUGUUGAUCCGUUAAGUGGAACCUGCAUGAGAAACACUGUUCCUUGUCGCAAGCAGAUACGUAUAGAGAACCGCACAGAAGAAGGAGGAAACUACAUCAAGAGAUGCUGUAAGGGUUUCUGCAUAGAUAUCCUGAAGAAAAUAGCAAAGACUGUCAAAUUCACCUAUGAUCUGUAUCUGGUGACCAAUGGAAAGCAUGGCAAAAAGAUUAAUGGCACAUGGAAUGGCAUGAUUGGAGAGGUGGUAACUAAACGUGCAUAUAUGGCUGUUGGGUCACUUACCAUAAAUGAGGAACGCUCAGAAGUAGUGGAUUUUUCUGUUCCAUUUAUAGAAACUGGUAUUAGUGUCAUGGUCUCAAGAAGCAAUGGGACUGUGUCUCCCUCUGCUUUCCUUGAGCCAUUCAGUGCAGAUGUCUGGGUGAUGAUGUUUGUCAUGCUUCUCAUUGUGUCUGCUGUGGCUGUAUUCGUAUUUGAAUAUUUUAGCCCAGUGGGGUACAACAGGUGCCUUGCAGAUGGAAGAGAGCCUGGUGGCCCAUCAUUUACUAUUGGCAAAGCCAUUUGGCUUCUCUGGGGCCUGGUGUUUAACAACUCUGUGCCUGUGCAGAACCCAAAGGGAACCACAAGUAAGAUUAUGGUAUCGGUUUGGGCCUUCUUUGCUGUGAUCUUCCUGGCAAGUUACACAGCCAACCUUGCUGCCUUUAUGAUCCAAGAAGAAUAUGUGGAUCAGGUGUCCGGUCUCAGUGAUAAAAAGUUUCAAAGACCCAAUGACUUCUCCCCAGCUUUUCGAUUUGGCACUGUUCCUAAUGGCAGCACUGAAAGAAACAUCCGCAAUAACUACCUCGAAAUGCAUACAUACAUGGUGAAAUUUAACCAAAAAUCUGUACAAGAUGCUCUGCUAUCUCUAAAAACUGGAAAACUGGAUGCCUUUAUCUAUGAUGCUGCUGUGCUAAACUACAUGGCAGGGAGGGAUGAAGGUUGUAAGUUAGUGACCAUUGGCAGUGGCAAAGUCUUUGCAUCCACUGGUUAUGGAAUUGCUAUACAGAAGGACUCCGGAUGGAAAAGACAGAUUGAUCUUGCAAUUCUGCAGUUGUUUGGUGAUGGGGAAAUGGAAGAAUUAGAAGCUCUCUGGCUAACUGGAAUCUGCCACAAUGAAAAGAAUGAAGUGAUGAGUAGUCAGCUAGACAUUGAUAAUAUGGCUGGAGUCUUCUACAUGCUGGGUGCAGCCAUGGCACUAAGCCUCAUCACAUUCAUAAUGGAGCACCUCUUCUUCUGGCAGUUCCGACACUGCUUUAUGGGUGUCUGUACUGGGAAACCCGGCCUGGUGUUCUCUAUUAGCAGGGGUAUUUACAGUUGUAUUCAUGGAGUUCCUAUAGAAGACCGACAGUCUACAAUGAAUUCCCCGUCAGCUACAAUGAAUAAUACUCACUCUAAUAUACUACGACUCCUCCGGACUGCCAAGAAUAUGGCUAAUCUUUCUGGGGUAAAUGGGUCUCCUCAGAGUGCAUUAGACUUCAUACGCCGGGAAUCUUCAGUAUAUGAUAUCUCUGAACAUCGGCGGAGCUUUACUCACUCCGACUGCAAAUCUUUUCAGCCUGAGGAGAAUCUAUUCAGUGACUACAUCUCUGAAGUUGAAAGGACCUUUGGUAACCUUCAGCUUAAAGACAGCAAUGUCUACCAAGAUCAUUUUCACCAUCACAGAUCACACAGUAUAGGGAGUAAUAGUUCUAUUGAUGGCUUGUAUGACUGUGAAAAUGCACCUUUCACAACACAGCCCAGAUCACUAUCCAAGCAACCUCCUUUAGAUAUAGGUUUGCCGACCAAACACCCAACAGCCCAAAUAGGUGACCUUUAUGGAAAGUUUUCAUUUAAAAGUGAUCGUUAUGGUGCUCAUGAUGACUUAAUUAGGUCAGAUGUUUCUGAUAUAUCCACACAUACUGUCACUUAUGGCAACAUUGAAGGCAAUGCAAAAAGGAGGAAGCAAUAUAAAGAUAGUCUAAAGAAAAGGCCAGCAUCUGCUAAAUCUCGAAGAGAAUUUGAUGAAAUAGAAUUGGCCUACCGUCGGCGUCCAAGGUCUCCUGAUCACAAACGCUAUUUCAGAGACAAAGAAGGUUUACGUGAUUUUUAUCUGGAUCAGUUCCGCACCAAGGAAAACAACCCCCACUGGGAACAUGUAGACCUGACAGAUAUGUACAAAGAACGAGGGGAGGAGUUGAAACAUGAAAGUUCUUGCUCUAACAGACAACAUCAGAAACAUACAAGUGAGUAUGGGCAGAAUGAAAGAAAACAUGGCACUGGAGGAAAUGCUUGGGAGAAAAAUCUUUCUAACAUGGAGUGGGAGGACAGAACUGCAAAUAACUUGUGCCGUAACUGUCCUUCAAAGAUGCACAAUUACGCAGGGCAGAAUACCAACCGUCCAGCUUGUAUCCGCUGUGAAGUCUGCAAGAAGGCAGGAAACCUUUAUGACAUCAGUGAGGACAACUCACUUCAAGACUUGGAUGCUCGGCCAAUUCCACCUGCCAACUCAAAAUAUCCACAGAGCCCAUCAAAUGGCAAAGCCCAGAAGCGAAACCGAAGCAAGCUUCAUCGCCAGCAUUCAUAUGAUACUUUUGUGGACCUCCAGAAAGAAGAUGUGACCUUAGCUCCACGCAGCGUCAGCUUGAAAGAUAAGGAGCGCUUCUUGGAUGGCAGUCCAUAUGCCCAUAUGUUUGAAAUGCCUAAUGAGUCAUCCUUUGAAAGCAAGUCCCAUGGCCCAGGCCAUAAUCCAGGGGGGUACAUGCUCAGCCGUUCCCUUUACCCUGAUCGAGUCACCCAAAACCCAUUUAUUCCAACUUUUGGGGAUGAUCAAUGUCUGUUGCAUGGGAGCAAGCCCUACUAUUUUAGGCAACCAGCUAUUGGUGGCUUAAAGGGAAGAUCGGACUUCCGAGCGGCUGGUAAAUCACUCACUGCUUUACAAGCGGGUCCCGCUGGACGUUUCCAAAAAGACAUUUGUAUAGGAAAUCAAUCCAAUGCCUGCGUUUCAAACAAUAAGAACCCCAGAUCUUUCAACAACUCUACCAAUGGCCAUGUGUAUGAGAAGUUAUCCAGCAUUGAGUCAGACGUCUGAGAGGGGAAUUUGGGCUGGGACCUAAAUUCUGUGUUUCCCAGUUCCCAAAUGUUAUUCUCAUACAGUGAAGCAGGACACAGGUGUUCUUGAAUGCUGUUGGUAUGGGAUGAAAUGCAGCUUUUCUAUUCCCUUUCAUUUUUCUUCUCUUCCUGGGGCCAUCUUGUAUUUCUAUUCAUACAGAGUUCAUAUCAUAGCCGGAAGAAGCACCAAGCUGACAAUAAAGAGGGGUAGGGGGGUUAUUGUUUGUCUUAAUUUACCUGAGACCUGGGCUGAGCGCUGUAAGGAAGGGAGGAGAAUUUAAUAUGUACAGACAUUCUUGAAUUUUCUUCCUAAACAAUGAAACGAAGAGCUUGGAAAAGACUUAAAAUCAGAAAGGUCAGUUGAAAAAGAAUAGUUGGUGCAGGGGAAGUUUAGAAUGUAAGAGGGUACUGCUUACACUAUAGGAAGCUUCCAAAAUCCUCUUAAUGUAGGAAUGCAAGCUAGGGCAUUCUGUGUAGAUGAGCCAAUGACAACUGAAGGGAUAACUGGGAACUGCCCUGGCUUAAGUGAUAAUGUAUGUUUGUGUUGAGAUUGUCUGAAUACACAGGUGGCUGGAAAUAUAUGACUGCAUAAAUCCUAAAGUGUAUGCUCCACUUGUCCAUCCAUCAACUCAAAUAACAAUCCAACCAUGCAUUUGAUUUAAAACAAUAUUCAGUUUAUUUGCAUUUAGAUCUGAUCAUUAGAGAUUUCAUACCCUGCACAGAUAUUUACUUUGCAAACACACAAAGUAAAAAAAAAAUCUCUUGGUUCUUUAAAGAACUGAAAAUGUUUUUGCUGCUCAGGAACAUCACAAUAAUAUAUACAGCUUCUUUUAAUGCCCAGAAAAAUUGUAUUACACUAGCAGGAUUUGGAUUUUUCUUUCUUUUCAUUAAUUUAUAGAAUCCUGCAGUGUAAUCUUAAAAAAAAAAAGUAUAUUUUUUAUAUUUAUUUGGCUGUGAAAGACUUGUAAUUCUGCUGUUCUGCAGUUCAUUACUUCUAUGAUCUCAGCCAUAAGACUGUUUAAAAUUAGAAAUAGAAAUAGAAUUAUCAGGACAAUAGGCUAUAUGAAUCACAUCUGCAUCCAAGGGCUUCCUAGUAUGGCACUUUCUUUUCAGGAACAGAUAGUACCAAUCUGGGUUUAGGAAUUAUGGUUGUCCUUCAUAAUGAAGGCAUUUUUUUAGCACUCUUGAGGCUCGUCCUUUCACACAGCCUAUUACCAUACACCAUAAACAACAUAAUUUUAAAAUACCAUAUAUCACAAGUAAGUGAGUUUUGCCAUUUCACACCUGAUUUUCUUUUUAUAUCUAUUUUGUCCAAGUAAAACCCCAGAUGGCUGCAAUUAUGUAUUUUAAACAGAUUAAAUAGAAUAAUUAAAUAAAUAAACACAUUAUUUUA
Molecule: messenger RNA, 6430 nt
Organism: Rana temporaria (common frog)
Lineage: Eukaryota; Metazoa; Chordata; Amphibia; Anura; Ranidae
Gene: GRIN2B
Product: glutamate ionotropic receptor NMDA type subunit 2B
Exons: 14
Coding region: 665-5017 (1450 amino acids)
Biological process (GO): synaptic transmission, glutamatergic; excitatory postsynaptic potential; monoatomic ion transport
Cellular component (GO): plasma membrane; postsynaptic membrane; NMDA selective glutamate receptor complex
Molecular function (GO): NMDA glutamate receptor activity; transmitter-gated monoatomic ion channel activity involved in regulation of postsynaptic membrane potential
Source: RefSeq, a predicted model, not a curated record